AGAAAAAAUAUAACAUAAAUAGACAGAGAGAUAAGAGAUAGAAGAAGGAAAAGGCUAUUCCAGUAUAAAUUGAGUCACUAUGAGUACUGACCCCUCCUACAUUUAAAUACUGACCCCUCUUCCGAUUGGUAAUUAAAUCUUUUAUUCGUCAUAUUAACCUUCACGAAGUUCACUUCUUAUUAACAGCACAUCAGAAGUUUCUUUCAGCGUGAAGAAAAAGACUGUUGAAACAGGUAAAAAGUAAAUUGAAAGAUUUGUUAUAAAAACAUGUCUGGAGUCACUGGAGAUAUCAAGAAGUUAUUUAACUUCAAAUAUAAAACCAGAAAUGACUCGAUCACAGAUCAAUACAAUCGUGUAUAUAUGGUAAAGGCGAUGUUGGUUGCUGCUUUCCUGACUGGUAUGAAAUGGUAUAAAGAUCCCAUCAGAUGUGUCAUACCUAAAAAUAUGGAUAGUAGUACACUGUCAAGUUAUGGCCCUGAGUCAUGUUGGAUUAAUGGAUUUUACGUGUAUAAAGAACUGCGUCAUCUACAAAACUUCCAGGGAUAUUAUGGGUUACCAAAUAGGGCGGAACAAAAUGGAACUAACAUAUACAGUGGACGCCCAUGUGUUGCCAAUAAGCAUGACACCUCAUGUAAGCCUCUCACGAAAAUGUUUUACUUGCAAUAUCAGUGGUUUCCGUUCUACCUAGCCACACUAGCUCUUCUGUUCUACCUUCCCUACAUCUGGCAUCGAUACGUUAAUAAUGACUUGCUAACACUAAAAUCGUGUAUCAAAUCGCAAAGCCCAGACAUCGACGACAUCGUGCACAAUUAUUUCAGCAAUUACAUCAACGCGCCGAAUCAGCAAAACAUGAAAAUCAUCCUGAAUAUCAUGAUAAAAGUCAGUUAUCUCCUGGUGAAUGUGUUAAGCUUUGUUUUCACGGACUCGGUGUUAAAUGGCGAUUUUAGAAGGUUCGGAACCAACUGGAUUCGCUGGUCUUUACUACGUAACAGCAUGGCACAUAAUUAUGUGGGUCUCCGUACUACAAUCAAACCAGGGGAAAUGCUGCUUCCGACAUUUGGGUUUUGCGACAUCAUGGAGAUGGGAGCCGAUAAAAUUCAUCAUGUUGGCAACAAUCUCACAUCGGUGUGUGAACUCAGUCAGCACGUUCUUUAUCACUAUGUUUUGAUGGCAAUUUGGUUUUUACUAGUUCUUGGUAUGGUUGUUAGUGUGAUUGGCAUCGGGCUACUUUUAUUUCAAUAUAUCUACAGAACGGUUAUGUUUGGGAAAUGUGAAGUUGCAGCGAUGCGGGUGUUUAGUGUAUUGACGAUUCGACAAGGCGAAUACUUGGAUUUCAUUCGAAAGAAGAACGUGCCUGUAUAUGGUGCAUUGAUUCGAAAGUUGUACGCGGCAAAAUUUGGAAGUCGUGCAAGCUCAGAAGCUGAAAGUACUAUGAAGGAAAUGGAGUCGCCUAACCUUUAACCUUUUUUUUAACUCUUGAUGUGUUUUUAUUUUCUUUUAUUUUUCGAAGACUUUUUAGUGGCGUGGAUUUAUAUAACGUUUUAGAAUUUGUUGAGUAAAAAACAAUUUAUGUAUUUUGGAACGGGAUGGCUUUUUCGAUAUUGUAUUUCUUGUAAUGUUUUUAAAAGCAAUUUAGAAAAUGCCAUGA
Molecule: messenger RNA, 1648 nt
Organism: Hydractinia symbiolongicarpus
Lineage: Eukaryota; Metazoa; Cnidaria; Hydrozoa; Anthoathecata; Hydractiniidae
Product: innexin inx3-like
Exons: 4
Coding region: 268-1461 (397 amino acids)
Cellular component (GO): plasma membrane; gap junction
Molecular function (GO): gap junction channel activity
Source: RefSeq, a predicted model, not a curated record